Molecule: messenger RNA, 3350 nt
Organism: Nymphalis io (European peacock)
Lineage: Eukaryota; Metazoa; Arthropoda; Insecta; Lepidoptera; Nymphalidae
Product: E3 ubiquitin-protein ligase UHRF1-like
Exons: 16
Coding region: 47-2593 (848 amino acids)
Biological process (GO): negative regulation of gene expression via chromosomal CpG island methylation; protein ubiquitination
Molecular function (GO): protein binding; ubiquitin protein ligase activity
Source: RefSeq, a predicted model, not a curated record
AAAUAAACAUGCUGUUUUUUUAUAAAUCAAUUUAAAUACAUUUAAAAUGCAUGUGCGAGUACGAAUAUUUGGCAAACCAGAUGCUAUUGUUGUAGUUGAAUCAAAACUUACUAAAAUAGAACAAUUUAGACGCAUAAUAAGAAAUAAAUUCGACGUUGAACCUAAGUUACAACGGUUGUUCUACGGGGGAAAGUUGUUAGAGGAUGGGUACACAUUCCAUGACUACAAUAUUAAACUUAAUGAUGUUAUUCAACUUAUGAUAAGAGUUCAACCACAAGAACGUAUAGAUGAUGACAAAGCACCUGAACAACAAGAAAAUGAUGAAAAACCGAGUGACAAAAUUGAAAGUAAAGGAAAAAAUUAUAAAGAUACGGGAAGUACACUAUAUUUAGUUGGUGAUCUAGUAGAUAUGAAAGAUAGAGAACAUGGAGCAUGGUUUGAAGGAAAAAUCACUCGUAUAGUACUAGAUCCAGAUAUAAAUUAUGAGAGUGAGGAAAAAACAGAAGAAAGUUUGAACAGUAGUGAUAUACAAUAUGAUAAAGAAAGUGAUGUUGAAAACAAGCCACCAAGUGAUAGUUCUGAAGAAGACACAAAGUCAAAGAAGAAAGGUAUUGCUAAAUAUUUCACCAAAGCUGCAAAAGGAAGACGACUAACAAAAGAAAUAAAAGUGGAAACAGUUAAAAUUACAGAUGACAAUAUCUUGUAUAAAGUGCAAUUAGAUGAUGAUGAAGAGGACUCAGAUUUAUAUUGUAAAUUAAAAGAAAUAAGACCAAGAGCUAGGCGAGAAAUCAAUAUCAAAGAUUUGAAACCAGAACAAACAAUUAUGUUAAAUCAUAACACUGAUGAUCCUUUAGAAAAGGGAUACUGGUAUGACUUCAAAUUAGAUGAAGUAAAGAAACUACGUUUAAAUUAUGAACUGGUUGGAACAUUAUACUUAGGGCCAGAUUCAGUACCUCAAAAUGACACCAAAGUUAGAGUUCAUGACAAGAUAUUUGCUAUAGAACAACCAGUGCCUGUUGCAGAAAGGAAUAUUGAAUAUAGAAAACUUGUAUCAGAACCUCCUGAAAAAAGAUCAAAACCUUUGAAUUGCUUAAAAUGUCGGGACAAUGAGAAUGCACCUUGUAAAGAAUGUGGAUGUUAUCUGUGUUCAGGAAAAGAAUCGCCGGAAAAGAUAGUUUUAUGUGAUGAAUGUAACAAUGGUUUCCACAUGAAGUGUCUUACUCCUCCACUUACCGAGCUACCUGAAGAGGACUGGUACUGUCCAUCUUGUAAACGUGACCCCAAUGACGUUAUAGCCCCUGGUGCAGCCAAACAGACAAAAAAGGGUAAUGCCUCUAAAACCAAUCGUGAUUGGGGAAGAGGGAUGGCUUGUGUUGGUAAAACUAAAACUUGUGCCAUGCCACCGAACCAUUUUGGCCCCAUUCCUGGUAUAGAAGUUGGAAUGUGCUGGAGAUUUCGUAUACAGCUAUCGGAAUCCGGUGUACACAGGCCACCCGUAUCUGGUAUACAUGGUCGUGACGUCGAGGGUGCCUAUAGUAUUGUAUUAUCCGGUGGCUAUGAAGACGACGUGGACUAUGGGAAUGAGUUUACAUAUACGGGCAGUGGUGGCCGAGAUCUCUCAGGAAACAAGCGCACAGCGGAACAAUCCUGUGAUCAAACCCUUACUAGAGAAAAUAAAGCCUUGGCACGCAACUGUGCAGUGAAAGAUGUGAGUGAGAAAGGCGCAGAUGCACAAGGGGCUUGGCGGCAAGGCAAACCUGUGCGAGUAGUACGAUCUUAUAAAAUGCUUAAACAUUUCCCAAAGUAUGCUCCUAAAGAAGGCAUAAGGUAUGAUGGUAUCUACAAAGUAGUGAAGUAUUACCCAGAAAAGGGUCUGUCCGGUUAUCGUGUAUGGAAAUACUUGUUACGGCGAGAUGACCCAAGUCCAGCUCCUUGGGAGCCAGGCGCUAAGCAAUUCCCUAUUGUGUAUCCUGAUGGGUACUUGGAAGCUGAGGCUGAAAAGAAAGCUCUUAAGGAGAAAGGUAGCAAGGGUAGAGGCAAUAAGAAAAGAGCUCUAAGGGAAAGUAAUCAGAGUUCAUCGGAAUCAGAACCAUCUCCUCCUCAUAAAAAACGAAAGACUCAGGAUAGUAAAAAGGCACAGGAGAAUAAAAAGAAAGAAGUAAAAAAUAAGCCUAUAAGUCCAAAGAUGAAAAUACCAAGUAUGUUUAGUAUAAGUCCAAAAUCCAAUAAAAAGAAAAAAGAAAUUGGUCUUACUUCAGCCGAGAAGGAAGCUAUUGAAUCUGAUAUGUUAAAUGCUAAACUCUGGGGAGAAUGUCUUGAUAUUUGCGAAAAGCAAGGCAAAAAGGAGUUUAUAGAGCAUGUCACAGAAGUUUUCUUAUGCAUUAUAUGUCAAGAAGUGGCUGUCAGUCCGGUGACAACGCCAUGCUUGCACAACUUUUGUAUGGCUUGUUUGAAGUUGGCAUUCAAAUCGAAUGAAUCACAAAACUGUCCCUGUUGUCGACAUAACCUUUCCAAAAUGGAAUUGCAACCAAAUGAAAACUUAAAAACAGCAUUACGUGCAAUUUUAACCGGUUAUGAUGCAGGCAAGAAGUAGGAAAUUUAUUUUAAUUUGGACAAACGGGCGGGUCGCUUUUUUAUAUAUUGAGUAAGCUAUACCACACAAAUGAUUUCAACAACGUAUCGCCGCAAGUCGUGAUGGACCCGUGACAUUUUGUUCGCCAAAAUCCGUGACGUAUCCAUCUUUCUCUCUCGUUUCUAUUAAAUCUGAGGGCAAGACGAGAUUCGCCGCGAUACACUCACCCAUGGACAUGGCUCCUCAGAUGCUUUCGUGAAAAACUAUAACUACACCAUACGAUUUAACUUAAAUGAAGGAGCGUUUUAGCUUGGCUUAAAAUUCUAUUUACUUAUUUCUUUUUUUAUAGGUGAAAUUCAUAUUUUUAUUCAAGGUAGCGUUUCUCACGAUGGUCUGUGUUUGUCCUGUAAAAAUGUAGAUGAUGAAUAGUUAUUUUUCUUUUAAGUUUUAAAGUAGCAAUUAACAGGAAAAAGUUCAGUAUAAUUAAACCAAUGCUGGCGAUAGUUUGUGAUAUAACAUUAGAUUUUAUACUUAAUAAUUAAUUCUUUUUUUUUAUAAAUUAAUACAUCUCUGAAACCCAUUUUACAUUUAUAAGGGGGUAUUAAAAGAUAAUUUCAUCGUAAUCUAUCGCCAAUUUUUAAGUGUUUAAUUAUAAUAUAAAGUUUUUUAUGGACAUUAAAUUACUAAUAUAAUAGAAGUAUGGAAGUUUUUCAGACUACUUUCAGUCACGAGUGGCUCUACGGAUUUUAAUGAAAAUCGACAUAUUGUUAUAUUAUUA